Messenger RNA from Penicillium cataractarum, 1056 nucleotides. RefSeq lists its product as uncharacterized. The transcript has 3 exons. The record is from RefSeq and is a predicted model, not a curated record. The coding region runs from base 1 to 1056 and encodes 351 amino acids. NCBI's taxonomy places the organism in Eukaryota, Fungi, Ascomycota, Eurotiomycetes, Eurotiales, Aspergillaceae.
AUGCUGUUCAACAAGUUGACCUUUGCUCUGGUCGCCGGUCUCGCCGCCGUCGGUGAGGCCGAGCACCACGCUCGUCGUGUCCACCGAGUCCGCAGCAUCAUCCCCAGCGGCUCUCCUGCUCCUCUGCCCACUAUCACUCGCACCGUCGUCCCCACUCCCAUCGAGUCCGGAUCUGAUGCUACCUCCUCUUCCUCUUCCUCUUCCGCGGUCGUGGCUCCUUCUGGUCCCGCUGCUUCAGGCCCUGCCUCCUCGGGCCCUGCUUCCUCCAGUGCCGCUCCCUCGCACACUCCCUCCAGCAUCCCCUUCUCUCGCCCUCCUCCUCUCGGCACUGGUGUCCCCAGCCACGGUGCUGGCUCUGGCGCUGCCUCCAGCGCCACUGGUGAUCUGACCCUGACUUACACCGUGGGAACUGGCACCUCCACCAGCGUUGUCACUACCACUAUUCACCGCACUACUACCGACGUGCACACCGUGACUGCCACUGAAAGCCCCGAUGCCAAUGGCCACAACCAGGGUGGCAACGGUGAGCAGACCACCACCCUGCACUCUACUGCCACCGAGACUGUCACUCUUGUCGAGGUCCCCACCACCUCCGUUACUGCUGGCAGCGGUGGCGAGGGCAACUGCAGCCCCGUUACCGUGACCGUUACUGAGACUGUGACUGCCAGCGGCACCACUGUCACCUCUGCCCCCAGCAACAACCACCAGCAGGAGGGCAACGGCAACGGCAAUGGCAACGGUGAGAACAACGGACACCACCACCACCAUCACACCACCUCCACUGAGGGUGAUGACUCCGAGACCACUUCCACCGAGACCGUUGUCCCCACCCCCAGCGCCACUCUGAUCCCCGGCCGCCCUCCUUACGGCAACGGCAGCCACCCGAUCCCUUCCUCUUCCCGGGCUCCCUCCGGCUUCGCUACUAGCUCCCAGCCCAUCCCCUCGGGCUCCGCUAGCGCUGUGCCCUUCCCCAGCCACAGCGGCCACCCUGGUGCUCCCUCGGGUGCUCCCAGCGGCAAGCCCUUCCCUCACAACUUCCGCCGCCGCUACAUCUAA